This is a messenger RNA of Notodromas monacha, 803 nucleotides long. The record is from the annotation of a GenBank genome assembly. NCBI's taxonomy places the organism in Eukaryota, Metazoa, Arthropoda, Ostracoda, Podocopida, Cyprididae.
AUGCACGAAGUCGGGUUCUCGCCUGCGAUGGGUAUAAAAGAUGAUACCCUGGGCUGGAGAGACCAUCAGUUGUUGCCUGCUUAUCCAACCUUGGAACACGACACGGCUUCUGACGGCAAGAAGAAUAUCAUCAGGAACGGGGCACUUUUGGUUGUCCUCUGCCUGGCCUACGUCGCCACCGCUGCCCCCAACAAGGAAGAAGUGGACCAACAGGCUGACGAGCAGUUCCUCUACUCCCCCUACGGCCUGGCCCGAUCCUACGGAUACGCCGCCUACCCGACCUACGCCAGCGCCUACUCCUACCCUGCCUACGGCUACAAGACCUACUCCUCCUACCCGGCCUACACUCCCUUCUACGGUGGCUACCGCUACUAUUAGGAGAAAAACCUAAACACACACACACACACACACGGAAAAGGGGAAACUGUUGCUGCCAAAAAAAUAAACACGCCCGGAAAAACGUCGUCCAAACAGCAGCGUUGAUCUCGAGACCGAAACCGAUCCCGGACUAUAUCUGCAAGAAGAAGAAGAAGAAAAAUUUCAUCAUCACGAGAAGAAGAAGAAAAAUGGCGUUCGCGUACAAAAAAAAGAAGAAGAUUGAAACAACUUUUUUUUCGGGAGCUUUUGUCGAACCGAGAUUAAUGCUGGUUUCAUGAUGGGGAGAAAUAUUGUCUUUCAAUAGUGAGAUUUUUAUCCCUUUGACAAAUCCUUCGAGGCAUUUUUUUUGGGACCUUAUUGCUGGUGGAUCAAUAAAGAAAGAAUCAGCUUCUUUUCUGGCUCUGCUGCAAAGCUAAAAAAACGAA